Messenger RNA from Ixodes scapularis (black-legged tick), 2034 nucleotides. RefSeq names its product piggyBac transposable element-derived protein 3-like. NCBI's taxonomy places the organism in Eukaryota, Metazoa, Arthropoda, Arachnida, Ixodida, Ixodidae. The transcript has 3 exons. The record is from RefSeq and is a predicted model, not a curated record. Bases 1 to 1395 code for a protein of 464 amino acids.
AUGGCGGCAUCCAGCUCUAGAGUCGGACAGCGACCACGAGGCCAAAAAGCACAACGGUUGAUUUCAAGCGCAUCUUUUUACAAUGUGUCACAUUUGUGGACAAAGGUUGUGAACAUCGCCGCUUCUCUUUCUGGCUUGUUCUCAGCAGCCAGAUUCCUGACCGAUGAUGAGAUCGCUGCCAUGUUGGAAGAGAGCGACGCGAACCUUUCAGAGUCUGAUGAUGAUGAUGAUCGUGCUUUGCCGUCAUCGGCAAGUGGUCAUGACACAUCCGAAGAUGAAGAUGAACCUGAACCGGACACCGCCAACCGGCCCAAAAAGCAGAAAAAAAGCUCCUGGAAGCCAGGAACAUUCACAAACCCUGACAUGACAGACAGUCACGGUCAAGCAGACGUCGGUUUUCGGGAGCUUCUGUCCCCACAUCAGUAUUUCGCCAAAUAUUUUCCAAUGGAUUUUUGGAGGGAACUCGCUGAACAAACAAAUUUGUAUUCUGUUCAGAAACGAAAUCACCGGUCAGUGAGAACAGACGUAGUUGAGGUGAGGAAGCUCGCUGGCAUACACCUACUGAUGGGAAUUAUGAACCUUCCUCAAGUCCAGCUGUACUGGUCACGAGCAACACGCACACCUUUUGUUGCUGACCACAUGACCCGAAACAGAUUCUAUGAGCUGCGCAAUAACCUGCACUUUGUGGACAUCUCCGCAGUUACAGCACAACAGAAAGAAGACAGGUUACGCCUUGUGCGGCCAAUCGUUAGCAGCUUUCAAAGUGCUUGCCGCUCAUUGCCGCGCACAAAAGAAUGCUCAAUCGAUGAGCAGAUCAUCCCAUUUUCGGGAAGGUGUGCAUUUAGGCAAUACCUUCCUUCUAAGCCAAAUCCACUUGGUCUGAAGAAUUUUGUCUUGGCUUCCCCCGACGGCCUUGUUUUAGACUUCCUGGUUUACACCGGCAAAAAUACAGUGACUCCUGAAGACAUGAAGUUGUAUGGCCUGGGUGGCGCAGUCGUGAAGCACCUUUCAACAACCGUAAGCGACCAGAAGGCGCACCUGUUCACUGACAGGUUUUUCACAGGACUGUCAAUUGUGGACUACCUAACUGAGAAGCAAAUGUUUUUGACUGGCACUGUGAACGCUAACCGCACACAAGGAGCAGUCGGAAAUUUGCCGAGUGACAGGUCAAUGAACCGUGGUGAAAGUGCUUGCCUCGUACGCGAGGACGGAAAAGUCUGUCUUGUGAAAUGGAAAGAUAACAAAGGAGUUCUUUUCUUGUCGAGCGCAGUUGGGUGUGACCCAAUUGGUAUGUGCAAGCGGUGGUCCAAGGAAGAAAAAAAAGAAAAUUACUGUUCCUCAGCCAGCUAUUGUCUCACUUUACAACAGGUGCAUGGGCGGUGUGGACUUGGCUGACAGGUAUGUGGCGUACUACAGAAUUAAGAUCAAAACAAGAAAAUGGACCAUUCGAUUCUUCACGCACUUCCUUGACCUUGCCGUGUCCAACGCCUGGAUUGAGUACCGGCGGGACGCCCAAGAACUGGACAUUCCGAAGAAAGAAAUCCUUCCCUUACUUCAAUUCAAGCAAGAUAUUGCAGAAACAUUGAUCAAGGCGAAUUCUACAGAAAACAGCAGGACUGAAAGAGCAAGCAACGAGCCCACAAUCAACAGAACAAGGCCUGUGCAACUCCCUAACAACGAUACCCGCAGCGACCACUUCGAUCACUUCCCAGAAUAUUGCCAGCUCGAAAAUGCAAUGCGGUGCAGGAAAAAAAACUGCAAAGGAAGAACAAGGGUGAGGUGCAUGAAAUGCAAUAUUUUUCUGUGCCUUCAGAAGCAAAACUGCUUCGCCGAGUUUCAUAACGCUAGGCACUGAUUCCGACAUUCGUGGUCGGCCCGUCCAUCGUGAACACAACUUAUGUCCACGUUUGUGUACAUACUUGUUUCAGCUAAAAUAAAUCAAAUUUCUUGACUAUUUUUUUUCUAUGCAUUGUUAAGAGGACGCUUAAUAAAAAUAGCAAAAAAAAUCGGUUGUUUUCAAUUGCUUCUUAGGUC